AUCUUCCACCUUUCAGCGCUUUGCGUUUUUACCUGCAGUGGACAUCACGCACUGUCACGCGUGCACGCGCCCCCUCUCUCCGCGCACGCUCGCGCAUGCACGCAGCAGCAGCAGCACCGAGGGAGCGAUCAAUACACUAAAAGCCCGGAGAGGAUUUUUAACGGGAGCGGAGAAGAGACGCGUCGCGCGGGGCUGGAGGAACCGGAGGAACCGGAGGAAAACGGCAGGAACAAUGAAGCUCGGACACCAUGUCUAAAGCGACCGUGAAGAAGCUGCACUGGCGCUCGAAGGUGCAGGAGAGCUUCGUCCCGCUGGGCGGCGGCUCUGGAGAGCUGGGUCUGGCCAUCGGGGGCGGGGCAGACUACGGCGAGUUCCCAUUCGUCACAGCGGCCCAUGGGGGCGGGCCCACUGUGGGUGACAUCAUCUUAGAGAUUGGGGGGACGCCCGUGUUAGGGAUGACCCUCGGUGAUGUCAGAGGAGUCCUCAACUCCUGUCCUCAUCCAAUCAGAAUCAAGACGGUCUCUCCAGGUUCGUCCCUUUGUAAGGAUCUCAGGUUGUACCUCAGUAAGUGUUUCACUCCGGGCUCCAUGGACAGUCAGCUGCAGCAGCUCAUCAGAGAGAACCUGUACCUGCGAGCGGUGCCCUGUACGACCCGGCAGCCUCGGGAUGGCGAGAUCUCAGGUGUGGACUACAACUUUGUGUCCAUCGAGGAGUUUUUCUCUCUGGAGGAGUCUGGAGCUCUGCUGGAGAGCGGCAAGUUCAAAGGGAACUACUACGGGACGCCCCGCCCAGUCCACAUCGGUCCAGAGAGUCCACCAAUCACGUACCAGGAACAUCGAAACCUGCUGAGGAACUUCAGGACGAGGAGCAAGUCUCUGAGCAACCUAGAGAAGGCUGUGGAGGAAGGAGACAACAGUGAGGAGGACAGCGGACUGUCAGCGGGUUCAGCCGGAGUCCCGCCCACCAUCCUGCCUCUCAGCCAGUCGUGGGAGUCGGCAGUGGGGAGUCGAGAGGGAACAGAGAAUGGAGGAGGAGGAAGAGGAGCAGGGAGAGGAAGAGGAGGAGGAGGAGGAGGUCCACUGCCUGAGAACUGGGAGCUGGCGUUCAGUGAUUCAGGAGAACCGUAUUACAUCGAUCAUAACUCAAAGACGACCAGCUGGCUGGAUCCUCGAACUCAGAACAAAGAGACGACUCCCUGUACAGAACUCCCAGAGUUCACGGAGCAGCCCAGCCAGCUGAAGGGUUACUCCAUCCACACUCGGCUCUCUAAAGGUCCUCGAGGUUUCGGCUUCAACAUUGUCGGAGGAAGUCGACCCAGAGAGUUUCUGCAGGUGUACAGCGUCACACCUGGAGGACCGCCGGCUCUCAACACAGCGGACAUCCUGGUCUACAUCAAUGACAGCUGCGUGUUGGGCCGCUCUCAUAAAGAGGUGGUGGAGAUGCUGAAGGCGGUGCCGAUGGGUCAGAGCGUGGACGUGGUGCUGAGGAGAGGAUACCCGAUGCUUUACAACCCCGACGGAUGUCCCAAACAGAGUCUGGAGGCGCAGCCACAGACGCCUAGCGAGCCCCCCAACCCCCCAAACAUGAACCGCGGCCUAACGCACCUCACCUACAGCCGAACACUAGACGCCAACGGCAGCACGCCAGGCCUCAGCCACACCCCGCCCUCCUACGCUGCUCAGCCAAUGACAAACGGGCUGACAGGCCCGCCGACCCCCACUCCCUCUGACCCCCCUCUGGGUCCACCCCCCCUUCCAGAGAGGACAGCAGCCAAUCACAGUGACUCUGAUGGUGGUGUGUCCAACGCUGGAACACGGAGGUCUUCUCUGAUCUGCUACAGCAGCAGCACCCUCCCCGCCCUCUCCUCCUCCUCCCUCCUCCACCAUCAGAGCUCCAAGUCUUCGGAGAGUGACCUGUCGACGUCAGCGCUCCCCAUCUCCUCCUCCACGCUCCCCCACACCUCCUCGUCCUCCCACGCUCUGUCCAAACUGCCCCUCUCUCAGCCAGAGACGGGCCUCCUCCAAAACUCCACCAACCCCACCACCUCUAACAACCCCACCUCCUCCACCACACCUCCUGGCGCUCCUGUGCAGCGCCCGCCGAUGCCUCAGACCUCCCUCGCCCUGACCCCACCCAGAGACGUCCCGCCCUGUGGCUUUAAUGGCUGUCCAGCCAAUCACCAAGCGCCCUCUCCAGCCUCCAGAGGAAACCCGGGGCUGGUGCUCCCCCUCGGGGCGGGGUCACUAGGGUCGGCUCCUGGUGGGGAGCUCGUACCGGUGGCCCUCGGGCGCAGUGAGAGUGGGGGGCUGGGGUUCAGCAUGAUGGCGGGGGGGCAAGGAGGUCAGCUGGCGGUGGUGAGGCGGGUCUGGGAUCGAAGGCACUGCCCGUCUCUGCAGCCGGGGGACGCCGUGGUGAAGAUCAACGGAGCAGACGUACAGAGCCUCAGCUUCUCCCAGGUCCAGAGAGUCCUGCAGGAGCACACCAAACAGGGGGAGGUGGUCCUGCUGGUCUACAGAGGAGGUCCUGUCUCUUCACCAGUCGUCACCCCCAACCUCUAUAAGCCCCUCCCCUCCCCACACGGCCUGGCCACGCCCCCUCCCUCCCAUCCCCCGACUUCAGCCGACUUGCCUUCCCCGUCCACGGGUGCCUUGCUGGGGGGCGUCCCCCCGCUCAGCCAGGCUGGCUUGGUCCUGGAGAGUCCUCAGGAGGGCCACCUCCCGGCCCCGGGGACCCACCAAGGGGCCCCUCCUGCUCAGACGCCUAACGGGCCCCCAAGCUCGGCCCUCAUCCAGAGCACCAGCUUCCUGGACUCAGUUCCUGUGACGCUCACCUUGGAGCCUCGGGAUUUGCUGGGCGUAGAGGAGAGUGCCGGAGGGCCUCCUCCCAUCAGAGGGGGAGGUGGGGGAGGAGCACUGGGAGCAAUAGCCAAGGACGGGAGAGGAGGAGUUAAGACGGUGGAGGUGGAGCUGAGGAGACGGUCAGGAGAAGGUUUUGGAUUUGUCAUCGCCUCUCAGGAAGUGAGCGGUGGAGCCCCCUCCCUGAUGUCUCACCGGUUCGUGACGGUGCGUCGCGGCAGCCCGGCGGCUCGCAGCGGGCAGAUCCAACCUGGAGACCAGCUGGAGGCGGUGGAGGGUCGAGCCGUCGGAGGUCUGCAGCACCGAGACCUCGCCCAGAUCCUGAGGAGAGCCGGGAACACACUGAGACUGAGCAUCACGCCACGACACCACUCGUCGUCUCUGUCAGAAGGAGCAGAGCUCGAUAUCGAUGGCCGAUUGAUCAAAGGAUCCAGAGGGAGGUCAAAGGACGAGUCCAGGUUCUACAGUGUGGAUCUUGAACGAGGUCCUACAGGUUUCGGCUUCUCUCUGAGGGGGGGCAGUGAGUACAACAUGGGCCUGUAUGUACUGGGACUGAUGGACGGGGGGCCGGCUCAACGCAGCAACAAGAUACAGGUAUCCGACCAGCUGGUGGAGAUAAAUGGAGACAGCACGUCAGGGAUGACUCACAGUCAGGCUGUGGAGCAGAUCAGGAGAGGAGGACAUCGAAUCCACCUCGUUCUCAAGAAAGGAAACGGAUACGUGCCCGACUACGGCCCUGAGGAAGGAGCCCUCUCCCCCUCCUCCUCUUCACACACAGAGGAGCAACAUGUGGAUACAGUAACCAUGACAACCGCCUCCCUCAGCCAGCAGAGGGCAGGAGGAAGUGGUACAGGAGGAGGAGAAGGAGAAGGAGAGAGGAGGAGGAGGAGGAGAGAGGGAGAAACCAAACGGAGAACAGGAGGCAGAGGAGGAGGAGGAGGAGGGUUAGGGCCUCCUGAUCUGGACCUGGAUGUCGUAGAGGAGGAGGCACGGCAGGAGGAGGAGGAGGAGGAGAGGAGGAGGGAGGAGGAGCAAAGGAGGAAAAGAAGUCAGACUGUCAGGCAGAAGGAGAAGCGGGACGACCAGAGGGAGAAGGGGAGGAGGAGCAGGAGCUUACCCAGGAUCAGCGCUCAAUCCUGGGACACAUCGCUGCAGCAGGAGGGGGUGGAGGUGGAGGAGUCCGGAGGAGGGUUGAAGGAGAGGAGGAGGAGGAGGAGCGAGACAAAGAGCAGGAGGAGAGCAACAGAGGCUGACAGGGAGGAGGAGGAGGAGAGGGGAGAGAGGAGGGAGGAGAGACAUGACAGCACCACCCGCCACGCAAAGCAUUCUGGGAGCUCAGGUGCAGCGUUCUCCUUCCUCAUGCCAAUUGAUGACGACGGCAGGCGCCGCCGUCCGUCUGACAGCGAAUCAGCAGCCAGCUUCUCAGAGGUCAGCCUAUCAGCAGCCAGCAUCGCCACGGCAGGAUGGAGGGAGGAUUGGAGGAGAGCCGAGUCACCGUGGCAACAGGGGAACGCCCCCGGCCCCUGGCUGAAGCCGAGCCAGCAGAGACUGACAAAGGUUUUGAUUGGCAAUCGGCUCAGUGGGCGGGAACUAUUGGGCGGGCUCUCUCUCUGAUUGGCUCCUGGCGUGGACAUUUUUCAUUCGCUGAAUUUUUUUUUUUUUUAUGGCUACUUAUAAGGGCUUUUUUGAUUGGCUUGCUGAGAGAAGACCCGCCUCUUCCUGCGUCUUAUUGGAUGACAGCAGACUUUUCUGAUUGGAGGAUAAGGAGCAAGCAGACACUGACUUUUUGAAUGGCUGGUGGGCGGGUUUUGAGGCCUCUGAUUGGCCAAUGACAUAACAGCUGCACACACAGCCGUCGACUUAACCAACUAUGUUGUUUUUAUUUUACCCAUCAUCCCUCAGUGCAUCCUCAGACCUGUAUCACGACGCCAGAUCAGUGUGUUAUCAGCCAUGUCCGGGCUGAACUCAGACUCUCUGGUGUCACGACGCUGGUGCACAGAUCACCAUGGUAACAGCAAGGCUAAAUCACCAUAGUAACAGAUGCUGACAUUCUGCGGAGCAGGUUCACCAACCAAUCGUCAUCAUUACUGGAUCCAGACGUUUUCUAACAAAGAUCAAUAGAUAUUUUAAUUGGUCAGUCGUAUCUGAUGAUCUGAGAUUAAAAAAAAACCCUCAGGUCUCCACUGGUUAGCUAACGUUAGCUUAUGAAUCUCUGUGCUGUUCACCACCACAGGGUCAAGUGGGAGCUAGCUAGCACACUGCUAAUUUUAGGUCCUGCCACUGGGAUGGCAACACCCAUUUAGCAUUGUCAACUAUGCUAGCACCAUUAGCUGUGCCGACACCGCUUAUGGUGCUAACAGAGCACCAUAAGAGCUAAGCUAGGUAACGAUGCUAACCAGCGUUUAUGGCUCAAUAUUGAGCCAUUUAAGGCUCAUUUUUGCUCCACGUUAAAUAUGGAGACAGACACAGCCUUCUGUCCGACUCUGAGUUCCUUUUAUUGUAUUUGUCCAUGUUUCCUAAGAGCUUCAGCUCUGCGAUGAACUGAUUAAUGUUUCUUUGUUGGUAUUUCUAGUUAGCAAGUUAGCGGUUAGCUCAGCAGCUGAUCAGGUGAGUCAGCACCAAACUUCUAGAACCAAAUAUUUUGUAAAAUAUACCGGAUUAAUUUUGCAGGUUUGAGCAGAAUGUUUCUCCAUGAAUCCGUCCUGAACGUCUUCCUCACGUCACACUGAUCCACAGUGUCACUGUGAUGGAUUAUUGAUCAUUGGAUGUGAUCAGCUGCUCAGCGUCAUGACACCAGUGAUCAGGAUCAAUAAGACGAAGUGAUACAGGCUCUGCUCCUCUCUGUUUGUGACAUCAUCCUCAUCCUCAUCCUCAUCAUCAUCGUCUCUCAAACUUUAAACUCGUAUGCAAACAACAUGAGAACCUUUGUGUGUAAUCUGAGCAUGUGAAUAUCUCCGGAAUGAUUUUUUAUUUUUAUAAACAUGUAAAGGCUCAAUGACGUUAAUAUUAAUAUUAUUAUUAGAGAUUAAAUAGAACAGAGAUGAUGGAUCUGCCUGCUUGCUUGUAAAAAACAAAACAAAAAAACUUUGCCCUGAUGAUGUAACAGAGCCAUAUACACACACACACACACACACACACACACACACACACACACACACACACACACACACACACACAGAGUUCAGGUCCAGCUGUGGUCCUGUUGGCUGUCAAUAACCAUAACAUCGCCAUGGCGACUUGGCUGACAAGAUGACCUGUUUCUAUAGCAACAGCCAUGGUGGAGCAGGACGCUCGGACCUGCAGCUCUGGAUCAUAACAAGUGCCUCAUUUGAUUUCAGCCUUCGUCCUGCAGACUGCAGGCACAGACGCCGCCACGUCACACCCUGCCACUUCCUGUUCACGCCCCGCCACGUCCCUUCACGUCUCAUCACACAACGUCAAGACCUGACAUACACCUCCGUGCCCACGUCCACGUCCCCACAGGUUGCUGAACCCCUGUCUCUGCACCUUUGACUUAAGGAUUAAUCUGUCAUCAAGGAAACUACAGAGCCAAAUAACCCAGAUUAUUAAGUAACUUGUUAUUAUUUUAUUAUCAAUUAAUCUGCCAAUUAUUUCCUGGAUGAAGUGAUUUGUCAGUUAAUAUGAUUUAUCUAGAAAACGUCAGAAUCAUAAACAAGGUGAUCAAAUAUCAGCAAAUCUUCACAUUACGGAGCAGAUUUUUGUCAUUUUUUUCCUUAAAAAAUGAAAAAUUUCUGUCGACUGAUAAAUCGAUAAAUUGAUUAGUUGAUAAAUCGUUGCUGCUGUAGUUCAGGAGUAGUUUCAGGUUUAGGUCUGUUUCAGUGCUGUUGUUUUAAAGACGUUUCUUUUUUACAGCAGAUUAAAAACACUCAGCCAAAGAUUGUUUAUGAGUGACGACGCCUCACUCUGUAACACCAGAGUGUUUCUGUAGUUCAGUAACUCAGCAGAGUGAGACCUCUUCCCUCUAGUUAAACCUUUAUUCAUGUCGGAUCAAUAAUUUAAAUAUUUCAGAAUCAGGACCUUGAUCGAUCAGGACGUCUCUCUGCGUUACUGUAGUUUAAAUGUCUGAACACACCUGAUUGUUUCCUGUAUCCCGCCAAAAUAAAAUGUAGCAUGUAAAGAUGUCAAAACACAUCACAGACAUUUCUGUGGCGUCAAACUCCCUCAUCCAUCCAUGACAUCAUGCUGUCUGUCUGUCCGUCUGUCUGCACACCUUUUUGCAGUUACACUACAGCUCCCACACACCCCUGCGCUGCCCUUUAGCCCCGCCCCCUCAGCCUGCUCUCUAUAAAGGGCAAUUUGGAUCUUUCUUCUUCUAUGCAUUUUCUAAGACUGUCUGCUGGUGAUCGGUUCUCCGAUCGGUUCUCUGAUCACACAGCCUGGACUCUAACGCUUCUAACGAUGGUCUGAAUAUUCAGGUUCUGGUCCAAAGACGACCAGGAAGGAUUCAAACGCUUCAUCAUCAGAUCUGCUCUCAGACAGCAGGAGGAACGUCACAGGGGAACAUCAUUACAAAAGAAUGUCACAGAGGAACGUGAUUUGAGAACAUGAACGAAGUGUCCGUUGGUGUAAUAAAGUGUCAGAGAGCAGCAGUGGGCUGUAAACACACAGCUGACUGAAGCAGCCUGAUGAAAUCUGUCAGAAUAUAAACUGUAACUGUAGCGUACAUGGGGGCAGGACAUGAUUAGCCUAGCUUAGCAUAAAGACUGGAAACAGGGGGAAACAGCUAGCCUGGCUCUGUCCGAAGGUCACAACCUCUAAAGCUUAAAAUGUGUGCUGGAAAUGUUCCUCUGACUAGUUGUUUCCAGUCUUGGUGCUAAGCUAAGCUAACCACAUCCUGACUCCUGCUCACACACAGACAUGAGACUCUCUGAAAGAGAGAAACUGUUUCCCAAACUGUUGAACUAUUCCUUUAACAUGCUAACGCUAGGCUCAGCUAGCUUUGUCAGCUGUGAGUUUGUAACGUCUUCUUCUUCUUCUUCUUCUUAAUCAAAUUGAGACUUCCUGUCACAGUUAACGACCUCCACUGAACUUUACUCACAAUUAAAAACACUCAUUAAUUAAACUGCAGGCACAUUAUUUCAUUUUCAAUCAACCAGAUAAUAAAAACAAACCUUGUAUAGUUAAUUCUCGACAACUGGAACCCUGAGUGUCUCAAAUCACACACUUCUGUCAAUACACACAUAAACCAAACUUAAACAACAACAACAACAACAUUGUGCCGCCAUAGCAAGAACCACAUUAGCUAGCUCGCAAAUGCUAACGUUAGCUCCCCAUUAGUAAGGAACAGUCCCUAACAGGAAGCAAAAGGCUGUCAACACCUUGGCAGGUGGAACAUCAAUCAAACAGCAACCAAAGUAAAGCAGCAAGUUGCUAGGUAACAGUACGUCACUACGCAACGCAGCGGUUCUCCUUUGGACAGUUAUCAGAUACCUGUGCAGGUGUGUUGUGUCUCUCACCUGUCUGUCCUCAGGUGCAGCUCCUCCUUCGGUCUCUCCUCUCACAGGUUAUAAUCCCUCUGAGCUCACAGUUAGCACGCGGCUCUUCACCUGUCUGCAGGUACGCUCGCCAACCGCGGGAAUUUAAACCACACCCACAAUGCACCUGUGCCCUGCAUAGAAACUCUGUGGGUGUGUUUGAUUUGUAACACUGAGCGUUCCCGCCGGGCGGUGCAUUUAUGACUGUCCUAUGUCUUUAGGACACAAUGUGAGCUGAACAUAUUUCAACUGAAUAUUAAUAAAAAAUAAAACAGGACCAAACAAAAAAGGACAAAAGUAAAACAAAUGGAACAUAAAUUAAAAUAAAACUAAUUAAAAUAAAGACGGUGCAGUGGAGGGAAGUGAUGAACAACUUUCACAUUUAUAGCAGUUUAUUUCAGAUCCAUAAAAAGGAUAUUUUACUGCACUCCAGAACAGAUUGUAAGUUUUAUAAAACAUGAUGAACUGCAGAUUUAAAGAUGCUUAAAUGAGCUCUGUAUAAACCAGGUUCCAGAAUAAAAUGCUCCUCACAUGUCACAGUAAUGAUAAUGUACAAACUACAUAUAGAUAUAUGACACCGUUAUUUAUUAUGUGACCCCUGGAAGUUCAAACAUGGAACAAAAUGACACGAGCAAACUGGACCAAAAAACAAUCCACAUCAUCACCUAAAUCACUGGUGUCCAACCUGUGGGUCCCCACCCCCACAAGGGGUCACCAAAACUUCAACAGGGGGUCACGAGGCCUUCUUGAACCAGGCGGUUCUAAGCGUGCUCCACCCGUCCCAUAACGCCAAACACAGGCGUCUUUAUGUCUUUAUCCACUCAGUGAGGUGUUUUAACUGUGACGGGUCCUGCUGGCCACAUCAGGUGAACACAUGAAUCCUGCUGACCUCAUCAGGUGAACACAUGAAUCCUGCUGACUUCAUCAGGUAAACACAUGAUGAUGCAUUUUAUGUUGAAGCAGAGUUUCCUGUUCAUCGUCACAGUUUAACGAACAGCUCGUCUCUGUUCAGUCUUCAGUUUAUACCUCGAGCCUUCAGCAAUAAAAGCCAUCGCAUCUGAACACGGAGAGACGGGAUUCAGUCCAGAGUCACAAACACACCGACACAUCCUGCUGCCUGUACAUGAUGAUGAUGAUGAUGAUGAUUUAUUUUGAAAGCAUCUGACUGAGGUUUAGCUCCACGCUGACUGUCGCUCUGAUGUGAGCGUCAGUCAGCGUCAUGGUUGUUGGUUUGAAUCCCGUCGUCUCUGUUGCCUCAGUGAAAAAGAAGGAGCUCUUUUAUUUUGAAAAGCUCAGAGAACAGAUGUAUUUUCUUUUUCUUCCUGUUUGAAACUUUAAUGAUGUCACUUGUUGGACUGUUAAAAAAAAACACAAUCAGCCGUCAGACGCCCACAGACUUCUACAUCAGGACCACAUUUCCCAUCAGCCCCCGGUGCUCCCAGUUCCUCUGAUGACCACUAGAUGCUGCUCAAAAUUACUGAUGUAUUAUCUCAGAAAUAUCUCAGACUUAAGAUUUAACAAAGUCAAUUUAUAAGUUUUGUGUUCUUUAAUUACAUAAGUCAAAAUUUUUGAUUGGAAGUUAAAGUCAUGAGAUACUGAGUAAAAAAAUAUUUUUCAAGUCAGAUUUAAAAAAAAAAAAAAAAAAAGAAACAUUAUUUGAAAACUUUUACAUUUUCAAAGUCCAAAUUAUGACUCAGCACCUGUUCACCUGUUCACCUGUUCACCUGAGACUGUGUGGCUCUGCCCGCUGGUUGUGGUUCAGUUGAAGCUUUAUUGAGAUCAGUAUCAGGACAGUGAAGCUGCUGAAACAGGAAGUGCAGACUGAACUGAAAAAGAAAAAAAAAAAGUUUUAUAAGUUUCUGAACUUUUCACCAUUUUUGCAAAAAAAAAAAAAAAAAAGAGAAACGGGCAGAAAAAAAUUAGCUUGGAUGCAAAAGUAAAAAAAUAUUUAAAAAUUUAAAAUAUUUAAAAACUGUCCAUUUUCAACCAAUCAGGACGCAGCCAGUAUAUCAACCUGUCAGCCAAUCAGCUAGCAGCUCAUCAGCCCAGUCACAUGAUGCCAUGGAUGUAUUUAAGAACUGGAUGUGUCCAUGAAAAAAUCUCCUGCAGCCCAAAACUCAUUUUCCCAACAGAGCAGCGUUUUGAAAUCCUGCAGACAGAAACCUCUGCACGUCGACAUGCUCAGUAUUGUGCUGUUUGUUUUUGAGUCAUGGAGGUUCAAUCAUUGUAAAACUUUUCCAAAGAAAAGUCUUUUUUUCCCUGAAUGGUGUCACCGCUGUGUGCGAGCACGAUGCUACACGUUCACUAAAGCUCACUUUAUAUUAUUCUGAGAACAGUCACUAACACAAGCAGCGAUCAUGACACUAUGAUGAACUUCACCUGUGUUUAAUUUAUGUUUCACCUUUUUAACGCAGAGCGGCGCUGCUGUGUCCAGAAAAACAACAUCAGACUUUCACCCAGGUGGUUUGCUUCCUGGGUCAAUGUUGAGCCAAACCAUGAUCAUGAUGUUGUUUUCUAAACCUAAUCAUGUUCUUUUGUUGCACAAGGAAAUCAGUGUAAACACGAGGUGUUUCAUCAACAUUAUAAGUUUAUUUUGAAUAAGACUGUCAUCUAACGAGCAGACACCGUAUAUUUCUAGGUGUAAAAUGACAACAACAGACGCAUCCAGGGCACCGAGCAUCAUAUGUAGUCGAGAGAGUCCACUGACCAAACAGCGAUAUGUGACAAGUUGGGAUGAGAACAUGUUGGCAGCGCCAUUCUUUAUCGGAGCCUCACAUUCACACUCAAAUGGGAAUCCUUCGCCAGAUACAGUCUGUCAG
Epinephelus fuscoguttatus (brown-marbled grouper) is the source of this 11169-nucleotide messenger RNA. RefSeq names its product membrane-associated guanylate kinase, WW and PDZ domain-containing protein 1-like. Gene Ontology annotation, molecular function: protein binding. The record is from RefSeq and is a predicted model, not a curated record. NCBI's taxonomy places the organism in Eukaryota, Metazoa, Chordata, Actinopteri, Perciformes, Serranidae. The transcript has 20 exons. The coding region runs from base 249 to 4469 and encodes 1406 amino acids. Gene Ontology annotation, biological process: signal transduction. Gene Ontology annotation, cellular component: cytoplasm.